AUGAUGAUAGAAAAGCUUUCAGUGCCAGCUCAGGGAAGGCAAACUAAUGCAGUUGAAAACACUGAAGAUUACAUGGUGAAUGCAAAUGAAACCAGUCAGGAAAAUGGAGGAUUGUCCAGUGAUAAAAUUAUGACACCUUUAAAAGAAUCUGUGUCUGAAGUGGAGAAACUUGUCAGAGCUGUGUUUCCAGAGGAUGAGUACAUUGUUGAGUAUUCUCUUGAGUAUGGUUUCUUGCGACUAUCCCCUGGAACGCGUCAAAGGCUGAAUAUACCUGUAAAAAUUGUUACCCUAGAUCCUACAAAAGAUGCAUGUUUUGGAGAUGCAUUUAGUCGAUUUAUUUUGGAUGAAUUUUUGGGCUAUGAUGAUCUUUUGAUGGCAAGCAUAAAGACCUUGGCUGAACAAGAAGACAAUAAAGGAUAUCUUAGAAAUGUUGUGACUGGAGAACAUUAUCGGUUCGUGAGCAUGUGGAUGGCGAGAACUUCAUAUCUUGCUGCAUUUUUUAUCAUGUUGGUUUUUGUAAUGCCGUGUGCCGUGCCGUGUGCCGCGCCGCGCCGCUCGCGCGUUCGGUUUCACUUGUGUCAUUUUUCGCCGCACCGGAGCCGCGCGGGUCGAGUGGCGCUGGGCGCUGGAGAGCCGAAUCUGCCUGAUAUUCGUCUUUCUCAUGUUGUGGAAAUAGCGGCGCCGCUGGCCGGGCGUCCCUUCUCAUAUCUCCGCCUCCUCUGUCCCGCGCAGUUUGAAAUUACUUAA
Messenger RNA from Gryllus bimaculatus (two-spotted cricket), 747 nucleotides. The record is from the annotation of a GenBank genome assembly. NCBI's taxonomy places the organism in Eukaryota, Metazoa, Arthropoda, Insecta, Orthoptera, Gryllidae.